Carassius auratus (goldfish) is the source of this 2518-nucleotide messenger RNA. RefSeq names its product protocadherin Fat 2-like. Gene Ontology annotation, cellular component: catenin complex; adherens junction; plasma membrane. The transcript has 10 exons. Gene Ontology annotation, molecular function: cadherin binding; beta-catenin binding; calcium ion binding. Gene Ontology annotation, biological process: multicellular organism development; calcium-dependent cell-cell adhesion; cell morphogenesis. The coding region runs from base 651 to 2021 and encodes 456 amino acids. The record is from RefSeq and is a predicted model, not a curated record. NCBI's taxonomy places the organism in Eukaryota, Metazoa, Chordata, Actinopteri, Cypriniformes, Cyprinidae.
CUUUUCAAAAAGUGGAAAUAAGACCUCUUCUGAUCAUCUCCUUUUGACUAUUGUGAAUGCCCUUUUCCUUUCACUAGAUUUAGAAAACUAUAGCUGAUAACAAAUGUCCAAAUGAUGUUGUUCUCUUAGUUGCAUGCUGUUGUUCGAAUUUUCCCUGGGCAACAAUUCAAACGAAAUCCUCAAUGCGGAUCACAGAAUAAUAAUUUUGAACUCUGGAAAUGCUGAUAACUGUUUACCUUCAAACAUGAAAAUCAGCGGUCAAUAGAGCUACACUAAACACAUUCCACAUGGCUUAUUUACAGUAUGUCUGUUUUACAAACAUUAUUGACUGAGAGUGUGACUUUUAUGCAGUAUGUGGUGUUUAGUCAGUAAUGUGAAGUGGGGUUUGUUUGCUUGGAAGGAUAUAAAUGGAUUAAUAAAAUAUCAUGCCUAUAAAAGCUGACUCAAGCUGAACUCAUCACAGAGGAUUCAACAAUAAACACACUCCUGACAGAUUACAGUGUUAUCAAACCAGAACCAGAACCUGUUUGAGAAGCCUGUCAUACUUGGUAAAGAAUGUCUGGACGCUUGCCACAAUCCUUCACGCAUCCUUCCUUAGAAAGCCCAUCGAACAAUAGGGUGCUAAAUCUGUAAAAAAUGUAUCUGAUUCAAUGUAUUUCCAGAGAAAUCUUGUCAAAUCUUCCUCCUUCGGCUAUAUAAAGAAGCAACAGUCAGCUUGCUUCUUCACAUCAACUUUAAAGCAAAGCAGAAGAAGGAUAAAACAACAAUCUCUCUCUCUGCCUAAAAUGGAAACUGUGAUUGUUUUCCUCAUUGCAAGUGUCUGUAUUCAAUGUGCAACCCCAUCAAAAUUACACAUACGCAAAAACCGAGCCUGGAUUGUGGAUUCACUGUCCAUGGAAGAGGAGCACACGGGUCCUUUCCCAUAUAAACUGGGAGAUUUAAAUAUUGAGAAGAAAGUAAUCGAAGAGUACUCCAUUCAUGGACAGGGCAUCGACAAAGACCCCAAAGGGAUUCUCUCUGUGGACCGAAACGGGUCCGUUUACGCUCAUGGAAAAGUGGACUAUGAGGAGUACAAGAGACUGAGAAUCACUCUUUCUAAUAAACACACAAUAGUUGCUGUGGAUAUUGAUAUCAUGGAUGUUAACGACCACGCUCCUGUUUUCAAUCGGGAUGUGUAUGAACUCACAGUAGAUGAAUCAACACCACAAGGCAAUCCUCUGGUCACAGUGCUGGCCACAGACAACGAUCAGCCUGGCUCAGCGAACGCUCAGUUUACUCUGAGAAUCGUCUCGGUGUCUCCCGCUGCCUCCGGUGCACUGUUCUUCAUCCAGCAGAGAACAGGAGAGCUGACAGGAACCAUCUCUUUCAACGGAUCCCUUGAUUAUCAGGAGAGCCAGAAAUACAGGAUUCUGGUUGAAGCGAAGGAUCAUGGGGAGAAGAUGCAGCUCUCCAGCACAAGCACAGUGAUACUGAACCUCAUCGGCAAACACAACCUGCUCACCGAGAGAACAAGAGAUGGCGGUGAUUCCUCCGUAUUCAUGAAACAAGUGGGUGUAACGGAGAGUAAGGAGACUGGACCGAUGCUGGAAGCCAACGAACUGGCCAUGUGUCUGUCUGAGGAGACGGUUGAUAUUCCAGCUAUCAAUCCAGACCUGUACAGCCCACCCUUACACUUCCAGCUGACUGGAGACGUCCAGGGCAAAUGGAGGCUUCAGUCGAACUACGGUCCAUCUGUGAGACUGAUCAAAGAGAGCGCUGUACGUGCGGGAGAUCAUGAGGUGACCCUGGAGAUCUCGGACAGUCAGGGCCAGCAGUCCGUCCAGACGCUCUCACUGCGUGUGUGCGACUGUGAUGUUUCUGCACGCUGCACUGCGCUCAGAAACCCAACAAUAAAGCUGAACGCCGCUGCCAUCGCUGUCAUAAUCAUCAGCGUCCUGGUGCUGCUGGGGGUCCUGCUGAUGUUGUGUCGGUUCAGAACAGACAUCUACAAAGGUUUAGUGGACGGAGCAGACCAAUCGUGACGUCAAAGAAAUGCCUUGAACUUGGCUGUAUGACAGAGCUUUACUUCGAGCCAGAGCUGGAUCUCUGGUGCUGCUGGACUUCAGUGUGUCACUGAAUGUGUGGGGAAAAUAUGGAGGACAUCAAAAAAUGAAGCGGAUGAGUGCACUCUAUGUCAAACUGCUUGCUUUAACACUGUGAAUUAAAAGGAAGGUGCUUUGGUUGUUUCAAAUGUCGAUCAUACAAUUUAAAUGACUUUAGGAAGAGACUGAUGAUUAAUUCUGCUUGAACUGCAUGGUGUGCAUGAAUAUUAUAAGUGUUGUGAUUAUAUCAGCUUAUGCAAAUGUGAACUCACAUUUAGAUAGACGAUACUGUAUAGACUGACACUGUAGAGUUAUAUAGUUUUUAUAUGAAUUUAUUUUUGUAAGUGAGAGCUGUGUAUGUUCAGAUUGUGUUUUUAUAUGUAUAUAUUAAAUUUAUGCAUUUAGCAGACGCUUUUAUCCAAAGCGACUUGCAGUGC